AUGGCGUCGAAGCGAGAAUUGGAAGAAAAAGACGGUGAAGAUCUCGAUUUUCUUUUACCUCCGCGUCAGGUCAUAGGUCCUGACGAAAAUGGAAUCAAGAAGGUUAUUGAGUACCAAUUCGGUGAUGAUGGUAAUAAGGUUAAGAUCACGACAACCACUCGCAUCCGAAAACUCGGCACCGCGCGUCUCAACAAAUGCGCCGUCGAACGCCGUUCGUGGCUGAAGUUUGGAGAUGCCGUUGAAGAAGAUGAUGAUGCAUGCCUCACGAUGGUUUCCACGGAAGAAAUCAUACUGGAACGCCCCAAACCUGUUGGUUCCAGCAAGGAGGGUGCAAAGAAUAUUGUCACAUCUGCUCUGUUCAAGUUCAAUGAAGGUGCUGUUUAUAUGGUAUGCACGGCUUGUGGGAAGAACGCUGAUCAUUGGAGUGAAAGCUGUCCAUAUAUAUCUGUUGAAAGGUUUGUUGAUAUACCUCCAAGGCUAGUAGAUGAGCCAUACCUGAGUUGGAGGAACUAUAAGAAUUCUCUUCGGGUAACCAACCUCUCGGAGGACACAAGCGAGGGUGAUUUGUUUGAGCUUUUCAGUUACUUUGGUACAGUGGUCAGGGUCUAUGUUGACAUAGAUCAAGAGACUGGCAUUUGUAGAGGCUUUGGCUUUUUUAACUUUGUCAGCAGGGAAUAUUCUCAGAGGGCUAUUAACAAACUCAACGGAUAUGGCUACGAUAGUCUCAUUCUGAGAGUUGAAUGGGCCACCCCUACCUAG
Molecule: messenger RNA, 759 nt
Organism: Vicia villosa (hairy vetch)
Lineage: Eukaryota; Viridiplantae; Streptophyta; Magnoliopsida; Fabales; Fabaceae
Product: eukaryotic translation initiation factor 3 subunit G-like
Exons: 1
Coding region: 1-759 (252 amino acids)
Cellular component (GO): eukaryotic translation initiation factor 3 complex; cytoplasm
Molecular function (GO): RNA binding; translation initiation factor activity
Source: RefSeq, a predicted model, not a curated record